AUGGCCAAGAUCAUAGCCGCCGCGCCCAGCCUGGCCGGCCCACUCCUCCGGCUUCAUUUCCACGACUGCUUUGUCAGGGGUUGUGACGCCUCUGUCCUACUCGAAUCCACCGAAGGUAACGUGGCGGAGAAGGACGCCAAGCCGAACAAGAGCCUGCGAGGGUUCGGCUCCGUGGAGCGGCUGGCCAAGGGCCCCUUCUGGCCGGUGGCUUUGGGAAGGAGAGACGGAAGGGUGUCCAGUGACACGGAGGCCAGCGACGAGCUGCCCCCGGCCUCCGGCGACGUCCCUCUGCUCGCCAAGAUCUUCGCCUCCAAGGGCCUCGACCUCAAGGACCUCGUCGUGCUCUCCGGCGCCCACACGCUCGGCACGGCGCACUGCCCGUCCUUCGCCGACCGGCUCUACAACAGCACCGGCGAGAACGGUGCGUAUGGCCUCGUCGACCCGUCUCUGGACAGCGAGUACGCCGACAAGCUGAGGCUGAAGUGCAAGAGCGUUGAUGACCGCGCUAUGCUGUCUGAGAUGGACCCCGGGAGCUACAAGACCUUCGACACCAGCUACUAUCGCCACGUCGCCAAGCGGAGGGGCCUCUUCCGCUCCGAUGCGGCUCUCCUCUUCGACGACACCACCAGGGACUACGUCCAGCGCAUCGCCACCGGCAAGUUCGACGGCGAGUUCUUUAAGGACUUCAGCGCGUCCAUGAUCAAGAUGGGGGACGUGGGCGUGCUCACCAGGGCCGAGGGAGAGAUCAGGAAGAAGUGCUACGCCCCCAACUAG
This is a messenger RNA of Triticum turgidum subsp. durum (durum wheat), 774 nucleotides long. Lineage: Eukaryota; Viridiplantae; Streptophyta; Magnoliopsida; Poales; Poaceae. The record is from the annotation of a GenBank genome assembly.